AUGGGCCAGAAGCGCAAGUUCAGCUCGCUUGGCGGCGACGUUGUGCGCACGCCUGACCACUCUGGACAUGUGGCGAAGGAAGCUAGAUCGGGUGCGAAGAAAGCCCAUCGACGAAAAUCUGGCUCCAAUGGAACACCACGGCAUUUCCCAACGGCGAUGUCGGCAGACAAACCAUCACAGACGCAAGUCACACCAUCAGCUAAGGUCACCGCUCAGACGCCUGCGAAGGCUGCAUCGUCUGUCAAGCAGCCUACGUCUAUCUUAAGUGCUGCAGAUCCACCAGAGCCGCCUGCUGAAAUGGACAAGAAAGCGCGAAAUAAGUGGCGGAGAAAGAUGAGGCAGUCACUGGCUUCUGUUCAAAACUCGAAUGCUUCACAGGCUGCUGAGUCGCCAGAUCCGAAGCCUCAAGUGCAGAAGCAGACUGCUAGACCUGUCGAUGCUCUGGCUCCGUCUGCUGCUCAUGUCGAUGCGAUAACUCAGACGCCAUCUGUGAAGUCCACCCAACACCCACAACACUCAGUGUUUUGGCAGCGAACGGUCGAGCAGCGUGUGAACAACCGCCUGCGCCAAGCGAGUACAACACAACUUGUGCCGACACCACGAAAGCAGUGGAAUCCUCCGCCCGGACUAGCUCGAGGCGUUGACACAGUCAAAGAAAUUAGGGCUGUCGACAGAGCAUGUCAGACCGAUAUACAUGGUCGCCUGCAUCUCAAUAUCAUGUUUGAGAAGCCUCAUUUGCAUAAGCCACAGCUUCACCAGCGGCAAGCGGCCUACAUCACUAAGUCUCCACAGAAGCAGAAGUCGGAGCCGUCCCUUACGGCCGCUCAGGAGGAUAUAUCCAUGUCGAUUGCACACAGCGAGGCCUCGCAUACUGGCGAGCAGAAGCAGGUAGGGUCACCACUAUGGCCACGCGAAGUCAAGGGAACGGACAUGGUUGCCGACGAGCAUGUUGAUGGGGUCGACGACUUAGUCAGUGACUCCGCAGAUGACAUGCCUGAAAACGAGGCUCCUUCGACCAAAAUAUUAGAGGUGGAGGCUGCUACAGACGGGACGUCAUCUGCUGCAGUUACGGGUAAAGACGAUGAAGCCCGAGAGCAUGAAAUCAUCGAGAUCUCUAGCGGCUCCGAAUCGUCUUCCGAGUAUAUAUCCAGCGACGACGAGAACGAGGCAGCCAACAAACAAGCCAUGCGCUCCAGGCCAAAGACACCUUCACCGACCAUCAAGCCACAAGCCCCAUCCUCGAGCGCAAAGUUCACAAGCAGGAGUCUACUUGAUCACCCUCCAUUCUCCCUCAUACCUGGUUUCCAUCAAACAGGACAAAAUGAUGCUCUUCCCAGCACGAGCUUCAGCAAGAUCAGCCAACCCAUGCCCAUCAAGAAGGUCGCGCAGCCGGUGAAGCUACGAGACGACUCGCCCUCCUCCUCAGCGCAUUCUUCACUUUUCGCUGGCAUAAAGGGUGAAGCUACAGUCGCACGGCUUGGCACCCAAGGCUUUGGGCCAAUUGCAAAAGCUGCAUCUGCCCAGACAUCCGAGGCGGCGCGUAAGGCUGCUUCAAACAACGACGCACGGUCAGCUUUCGAUCGGUUUAGCUCUUUUGUUGGUGGCGAUAAGACUAGCGAUGAAAGUGAUAGCGAUAGCGACUCUGACGAGGAAACCGAUGCCAAGCAAUCUGGCGCGAGCAGGGCCGAGAAGUCCGCGGCUAUGGUCGGGCUCGAGCAACGCGGUCGUUCGUCCCCAGCGAGGACUACACCGUCGAGGCAUGCUCAAGCACCGCUGAAGGGCAGCAUACGUGAGACAAAUGAUUUCAGAGCCAGCCAGCAGCUUGAGCAGGAAGCUCAAGCAGUUUCGCAGGAGACUGCAUCGGUCGAAAGCGCCCACAACGCAAAGAAUAGCGAAGAUGAGGAGGUAGACAGCGCGAAUUCUGGUACUGAAGAGAACGACCAAGGACGAGAGACAGACUCCGGUGAAUCAGAAAGCGAGGACGAGGUUGAGACAUCACCACCCCUGCUGGAUGUGCAAGCUUCCCAGACUGAAGACAAGAUUCAACACAAUAGAAUCGUGCUCCAGCAGUCUGCACCUCUAGUAGAUGGUCACCAAAGCGACAAUGAGGCCUCCCAGUACGAUAGUGCCGAGGAAAUUGAUGAUGGCUUGGCUUCUGAGGAAGCUGGGGCGCAACUGAAUGGCGGUCAUUCGACCAAGUCUACUGCGCCAGUAGCUUCCUCCACAAGCGCCGCGGCCGCACGUGCAAUAUCUCUGUCUUCCCGCGUCGAAGUCCCGGCCUCCCAGGAUGACGACGAUGCCACUGCUUUGCUUGACGGCUACAGCGAAGACCAGCAAGAUCCGACCGAUGUGUCGGCCAAUCCUUCGCGAACGCCUACAACUUCAGCUGCGACCACUUCUGCACAAGAGCAACCUGACAGUGGGACCUCCAUCUCGGUCUUUUCAGAGCAUCUCAAUUCCACUACGAAGGACAGCAAUUCUUUUUUAGGCCAACGGCUUGGUGGAACUGGCUCCAGACAAGCUGCCAACAGUGAGCUUACAGAUGCCGCUACACCAAGCAGACAACUGACAUUUACGGCUAGUGAGGAUGAGGACGACAUCUAUGACACAAUCGACGAAGUGACAGAGGGUGUCUUCAAUGCAACGCGACAUUUGCCCUCUCUUGACAUCUUGAACAAGAGCGAGUUCGCCGUGAGCUCCACAGCACGGCGGCGCCUGGCCAAAGAUGUGUACAUCCCAAGGGUACCAAAGGAAAUCAUUGCAUGCUACUCUGCACAAGUUUUCGAUGUUAGCACCCAGGAUGCUUCGCAAACAGACGUAGUGCACGAUAGUCUGCCUCUGCCACAUCUGACGAACGAGGAUCUUUCCAAGCCUUAUAUGCCCCAUGCCGAAUCAUCCAGCAGUCUCACCGAUCUUGGCUCCACACCAACACCACCUGGGAGUCCAAUCGUGCGAGACUUCGCUCACGAUCCUAUACUCGUGGCCAAUCAUGAAACUUUGCCGCCCCUACCCAAGAAGCGAAGGAAGACGACAGGAUCCACAAGCAAGCACUUUUCGCCAGACAAGCGCACGAAGCGAGAACGAGACCGUGAAGACGAGAAUAACCAGGUUUGCUCCGAUAUGCUUGCGGACGAUACUCAUGGCUCAACAAAAGGUGAACUGCCGACUGGGACACAGACCACAGGUCCCACGUUGACGCCUGUUAAGUCCAAGCCCAAGGCGAAGAGGAAGACCACCGGGAAGAAGUCAGAUCACUUCUUACCUACGCACCUACUCGAUCGUGUUGACCUGCCUUCUCCGUCCAAGGGCCAAGGUAAAACGCCAGCGGGAGUCUCUCGAGCACCUAUCCCACCAAUCACAUCUACGCGCUUCGGGAUUAUCCAAGAGAAGCUGUGGGACGAGCCAUUCUGGCUGCUCAUUGCAACAAUCUUUCUGAACCAGACAACAGGCCGGCAGGCAGUACCUGUCUUUUGGGCUGUCAAAGCGCGCUACGACUCACCUGAAGGUCUUGCGAAAGCUGAGUUCCCGGAACUCCUCGAGAUGAUAGGAAAGCUUGGAUUACAGAAUCAGAGAGUUAAGCGCUUGAUUAAAAUAGCAGAAAUUUGGGUGGUACAGCCUCCUGUGGCUGGGACACGGUACAGGACUAUAAAAUAUCCCGAGCCCACGGACCAUGUCCAGUAUAACAGGAGGAAAGUGAAGGCCAUUGAAGGGGAUGCUGUGGAAUGUAAAGGAGCUCUGGAGAUCGGGUAUCUUCCAGGCCUUGGCCCGUAUGCCUGGGAUAGCUGGCGUAUCUUUUGUCGAGAUGCUCUGCGCGGGGUGGCAGAAGACUAUAACGGCAAAGGAGCUGCUGAUGGUUUUCACCCGGAGUGGCAAAGAGUCGUGCCGUUGGACAAGGAGCUGAGGGCGACUUUGCGGUGGAUGUGGUUGCGAGAAGGCUAUAUCUGGGAUCACUUCACUGGCGAAAGAAGGAAGGCUACUGAGGAAGAAAUGGAGCGGGCUGUCAAAGGUGAAAUGGAUGUUGCGGAUGAAAAGGAGAAAGUGUUUGCUGCUCAAGCGGCCGGCGUCGUUGAAAUGGAAGAUGCCACUGAAGAGGGAUGUGCCGAGGAUAGUGUUGGAUACAUGUAG
Messenger RNA from Recurvomyces mirabilis, 4125 nucleotides. RefSeq lists its product as uncharacterized. The transcript has a single exon. The record is from RefSeq and is a predicted model, not a curated record. Gene Ontology annotation, cellular component: nucleus. Gene Ontology annotation, molecular function: catalytic activity; DNA binding. Gene Ontology annotation, biological process: base-excision repair. The coding region runs from base 1 to 4125 and encodes 1374 amino acids. NCBI's taxonomy places the organism in Eukaryota, Fungi, Ascomycota, Dothideomycetes, Mycosphaerellales, Teratosphaeriaceae.